Molecule: messenger RNA, 878 nt
Organism: Pseudonaja textilis
Lineage: Eukaryota; Metazoa; Chordata; Lepidosauria; Squamata; Elapidae
Source: RefSeq, a predicted model, not a curated record
AAGUCUUCCAGUUGCCAAGGUUAGACAUCCCUUCUCUCCAUGUUGCUUUUAAAGCAGACGACAGCGACUUCUACACCCUGCUGGACAUUUGGUUCCCCGAGAAGAAGUCUCUCCCCACAGCUUUCCUGGUGGACACCUCCGAAGAGGCCCUGCUCCUCCCGGAUUGGCUGAAGCUGCGCAUGAUUCGUUCGGAGGUGCCUCGCUUGGUGGAUGCAGCGUUGCAAGACCUCGAACCCCAACAACUGCUGCUGUUCGUCCAGUCCUUUGGCAUCCCGGUGUCCAGCAUGAGCAAACUUCUGCAGUAUCUGGACCAAGCUGUGUCUCACGACCCUCAGACACUGGAGCAGAACAUCAUGGACAAGAACUACAUGGCCCAUCUCGUGGAAGUGCAGCAUGAAAGAGGAGCCACCGGCGGGCAGACCUUCCACUCCCUCCUCACCGCCUCCCUUCCAUCUCACCAAGAGAGCGACGAUGCCCCACGCAUCAAAUCCAGCCUUGAGGUCCCCCAAGGGCAAGGAAGGAGCCGAGCCUUAGCCCAGUUCCCGAUCGUCGAUCCCGAAGCUGACCUGGCGGGUAUCCUUCUCCAGUUGUUCCCGCUGGCUCCGGACCCCCGCUGGCAGAACUCGAACCCGCGGCCCCUCGCCCUGGCUUUGCAGCAGAGCCUCGGCCAGGAGCUGGCUCCCCCGCGGCCGGGAGGAGGCGUCUCGCCCAAGACGACGGCGGCGCGGCUUCUCAAGGCCCUGGCGGCCCUCUUGAACUCGCCCCACGGAGGAGCCCUGGUGAUGGCCAUGCACCACAGCCACGUCGUGGCCUGCCCACUCCUGCGCCUGCUGUGGCAGCACCAGGUGAGGCUCCCUCUCGGCCGGGGGCCGGAAUAA